Molecule: messenger RNA, 3327 nt
Organism: Ciona intestinalis (vase tunicate)
Lineage: Eukaryota; Metazoa; Chordata; Ascidiacea; Phlebobranchia; Cionidae
Source: RefSeq, a predicted model, not a curated record
UACUAAAUAUUUCAUACGCUAUUUCAGUGUACGCGAAUAGGUUUUUAAUUUACAAAAAAUCCCCUUUAGCGAUACUUUCAGUUUGAUCAGUGUAGCUGGAAACAUAGCUUUACCAUUGCGUAGUUCAGGUGAUUUUUUUGUUAUUAUUCACACAACAGAUACGAAUGCCUCAGCAUACAGAAGAACAAAGAAAAAGGAUUGAGGAAAAUCGCUUGCGAGCGAUACGUAUUCGAUCUGAAAAAGCGGCAGCAUCUGCCAAUACAGUGCCUGUCAAAACCAACGUCAAAACUUUUGCUUCUACCUCUGCCCCGGUAGAAAUUAAACCGAAAAGAGCAUUAAAUGAUAACUCCAACACUCAAAACGGUUUUUAUGGUCCAAAAAAGUCUGGCAUUUCUCUAAAAUGUACCGUAAUACAAGGCAAUCGUUUUAGUGUGACAUGUCCAUACAAUCCCAAGCUCGUUACAGUUUUUAAAAGCAUUGCUUCAAGAAGGUAUGACCCAGCAACUAAGAAAUGGAAUUUCAGCACGUCUGAUCAUGCAACACUAGCCUCAAAAGUGAGAAGCUCUGGAUUCCAGCUAUCCAACCCGGAAAAUGCAGUCAUUGUAAAAAGCGCUGAGGGUGGCUCUACUUCUCUAUCCUUAGAUGACGUCAAUCAUAAUAACACAAAGUGCAAUGGAAAAUGUUACCUUAUAUCAGAUACACAUUUUGAAGUGGAGAUGCCUUACAAUAACAAGGCAGUUGCUAUAUUUAAAUCCUUACCAAGCAAAGUAUACGACAUCAAUACAAGGCAGUGGAGUUUCCAUUUAACUGAUUAUAACCAGUUGGUUUCCUCUAUCAACAAAGAGCAAGAUCUUCAUUUGGAGACUUUCCCGUCCACUCUGCUUCAGAUCUUCAAGAGCAAAAUCUCUGGAGCCAAAACUGAUUCUGUCCUCCAGGAGUUUGAUCUUUCCCAUGUUGAUGAAAAAGUGGAAACCUCUUUGAUGCCUUUUCAACGAGAAGGAGUAAAUUUUGCACUGUCAAAAAAUGGUCGAAUUCUUCUUGCUGAUGACAUGGGUUUGGGUAAAACAGUGCAAAGUAUCUGUAUCGCGUCAUAUUAUAGAAGCAGUUGGCCUUUGUUGAUUAUCUGCCCUUCAUCUGUUAGACUUAUGUGGAAAGAGUCUCUAUUACGUUGGCUUCCAUCCCAGCUUGAACAUGAUGAUGUUAAUGUAAUGUUGACUGGAAGAGAUAACAUUCCAACAAACUCUCUUGUUACUGUUAUUAGUUACGAUCUGCUUACUAAACACCAGGCAAGAUUCGAAGCUAAGAAAUACAAAUGUGCAAUAGUGGAUGAAUCUCAUUUUAUCAAAAACUUUAAAACUGCAAGAGCAAAAUCAGCAACUGCAGUUUUAAAACACACCAAACACCUUCUGCUUCUCUCUGGUACCCCUGCAUUAUCAAGACCAUCGGAACUAUAUACACAAAUUUCAACAUUGAGAUCUGAUCUCUUUCCCUAUUUCCACCAAUUUGGUCUGAGAUACUGUAAUGCAAAACAGAACACCUGGGGAUGGGAUUAUUCUGGCUCAUCAAACAUGACUGAGCUACGUUUAAUUCUCCAAGAAACGGUCAUGCUCCGUCGCACAAAAGACGACGUGCUUCACCAACUUCCACCGAAACUCCGUCGCACAGUGGCGCUAGAUGUCAGCAUUGAAAAAGCCUCAAUAAAACAGAGGAAACUUUUAGAAGCAUCACAGAGUGCCGUUAAUCAAAAAGGUCUUUCGGCUGCAGAAAAGCACGGAAUUCUGCUUCAAUAUUUCAACGAGACAGCCAAGUUUAAGCUGCCAGGUAUCAAGUCUUAUGUGCUUGAUCUUUUGGAGGGCGGCCACAAGUUCCUGUUAUUUGCUCAUCAUAAAUCUGUGCUCGACAGUGUAGAAACUGACUUGAAUAAAAAGGGCUGUGACUACAUUCGAAUAGAUGGCUCAACACCAUCUGAGCGCCGUCAAACUGAAGUGGCGAGAUUCCAAGAAAAUUCUUCCUGCAAGGUGGCGCUGUUGAGCAUUACAGCUGCAAACAUGGGGAUUACUCUUCAUUCAGCUUCAUUGGUUGUUUUUGCGGAGCUGUUUUGGAAUCCAGGGAACACCUGGGGUUGGGAUUAUUCUGGCUCAUCAAACAUGACUGAGCUACGUUUAAUUCUCCAAGAAACGGUCAUGCUCCGUCGCACAAAAGACGACGUGCUUCACCAACUUCCACCGAAACUCCGUCGCACGGCUGCAGAAAAGCACGGAAUUCUGCUUCAAUAUUUCAACGAGACAGCCAAGUUUAAGCUGCCAGGUAUCAAGUCUUAUGUACUUGAUCUUUUGGAGGGCGGCCACAAGUUCCUGCUGUUUGCUCAUCAUAAAUCUGUGCUCGACAGUGUAGAAACUGACUUGAAUAAAAAGGGCUGCGACUACAUUCGAAUAGAUGGCUCAACACCAUCAGAGCGCCGUCAAACUGAAGUGGCGAGAUUCCAAGAAAAUUCUUCCUGCAAGGUGGCGCUGUUGAGCAUUACAGCUGCAAACAUGGGGAUUACUCUUCAUUCAGCUUCAUUGGUUGUUUUUGCGGAGCUGUUUUGGAAUCCAGGGAUAUUGGUUCAAGCAGAAGACAGAUGUUAUCGUAUUGGACAGAGAGAUGUUGUUAACGUUCAUUAUCUUAUUGCUAAAAACACAGCUGAUGACCUAAUAUGGCAGAUGAUUAAGAAAAAGCUUGAAGUGCUUAGUAAAGCAGGACUUAACAAAACAGAUUUCAAUGAAACAGAACAACAUCAAGCAAAGGAACAUGGUCAAACCAAUAUUCUGGAUUAUUUUGGGGGAGGUGAAAAUAAAAGCGAUUGUGACGUAAAAAGCGGGGAUUGUGACGUCACAAGCGACGAUGAUGACGCGGACCUGCUUCGAGCGAUUGAGGAAGCAGAAAGAGAAGAACAAGAAAGAGUUUCCAAAAUUCAGUGUCAUGAUACUAACUUGGAUUACGUUCACAAUAACGUAAGUGAUACGAAACAAUGCCGAGACAAUGCACUUAGUGACGUCACAGCGUCUACGUCACGCCUGGAGCAAUCAAGUCGCAAGAGAGAAAAUUGGUCGCCCGACAAUUGCGACUUUAAACCACAUCCCGAGAAAAAACGGUUAAAAAAAUGAUUUUAUAUCUUUAAAUCAAAAACUGUCAAAAAAUGUACUCACAAAUCAGUAUUACCACAGUCUUGAACUUGUAUCUGUUUUGUCUCUAUUUUGUCUAUUUCUUUUUUUAUUUCUGUCUUUUCGCACAACUUGCCUUGUAAUGACCAUACCGAAAAAUAAAGAACUUUCUCACUGUAUGUUA